UGGGAAGGAGAGGAGAGCCUCCUUUGUGAUCGUCAGUCGUUGCAUGGCAAUGGCACCUCUCCUCCUCAUCCUCCUGGUUUUCAUGCCCUGCCAAACAAUGCUUUUUACUUUUGACCGCGUGACCUCAUCACCUCCCCUCUUCUCCAUCAUAUCUUCGUGGUGGAUGAAUCCCCUUCCUCAGCACAGCAGCUGCUCGACUCGAUCAACGCCACAAGGUUACCAUAAUUAAUGGCCAAUAAUACGAUAUCUCAUUGGUGCGGAGUUGUGUUUGAUAAUUUCAAAGAUUCUAUGGUACGCUUGGACUGUGCACAGCAGUUCCGCGGGAAUGGUUUUGUUGUCUUCGGCAGUGGCAACACAGGCCUCAUACUGACCUGUGAACAUAAUUUGCCCAAGACCGAGAGCAAUGGUACCGUGGCCGUGGUGGUGGUGGGUUUUCACACUGGUGUAAGGUUUGAUGCUCGAGUCGUCUAUGUCGACGCAGGCAGAGAUCUAGCCUUGCUCCGCGCUGAUACUUUUAGUGUUCCUUGUACUCCUUUGAGAUUCUGGGAAGAUGGAGAUGUUGUUUCUGGGAUUGAUGUUGUUUUACUCGCAUUCUUCACAAUGAAGUAUGGCCAAGUUCUUGUAGAGCCAGGAACAUUUCCCGGAAAGAUACUCUCCGAACCAGUUUGGGAUGAAGAAACUGACAGUGGAGAAAUUAGAUCGGACUAUACAUCCGAGAGUGGCACAUCAGGGGCACCUGUUUUCUUACAAAGAGUAAACAAGGUGGUUGGAGUGAACAGUGGAGCACUUGGUGGGACUGUCAAGACUGCUAUUUCUGUCCGAACCAUACAUGCGGCUUUAAGACAGUGGCUUCAACCUGGAGAUGAAAACAUAACAAUCGAGGAAAUGCUAAAGAGGAUUGCUGAACAAUGAAAUACCAGGGCAUUAUCUUCAACUUGAUGAGUAGGGGAUUGAUGGACAGGAAGAAUUGAUUCGGUUGGAAGUAAGAGACAAGUUAUGUUAAAAAAUAUCAAGAAAUGCUUUCACUGAAAUGAUCCGCACGUGGGUCUAUUUCAAUCGUAUCUGUUCUAAGACUUAUUAGAAUUUCAAUUUUAUAUGUGCUACCACUUGAAUUUAGAUGUACCAUUCGUCUUUUUAUUUUAGUGCAACCGUGCUGUUCAUCUUAAUCUGCACACUGUAUGCUGGAGCAAAUUUGACCAAUGUGCAUUUAUGCUACUAGAUGCCUGUGCGCCGCGUCAUGGUGCGCGAUUGUUUC
Molecule: messenger RNA, 1255 nt
Organism: Oryza sativa Japonica Group (Japanese rice)
Lineage: Eukaryota; Viridiplantae; Streptophyta; Magnoliopsida; Poales; Poaceae
Source: RefSeq, a predicted model, not a curated record